CCGGGCCGGCGGCGGCGAGGGGGGUGAAGAUGGCGGACGUGCUCAGCGUCCUGCGACAGUACAACAUCCAGAAGAAGGAGAUCGUGGUGAAGGGAGACGAAGUGAUCUUCGGGGAAUUCUCCUGGCCCAAGAAUGUGAAGACCAACUAUGUAGUUUGGGGAACUGGAAAGGAAGGCCAGCCCAGAGAGUACUACACUUUGGAUUCUAUCUUAUUUCUACUUAAUAAUGUGCACCUUUCUCAUCCUGUUUACGUUCGACGUGCAGCUACUGAAAAUAUUCCUGUGGUUAGAAGACCUGACCGAAAAGAUCUACUUGGAUAUCUCAAUGGUGAAGCAUCAACAUCGGCCAGUAUAGACAGAAGUGCUCCUCUAGAAAUAGGUCUUCAGCGAUCUACUCAGGUCAAACGAGCAGCAGAUGAAGUUUUGGCAGAAGCCAAAAAACCACGAAUUGAGGAUGAAGAGUGCGUGCGCCUUGAUAAAGAGAGACUGGCUGCUCGUUUGGAGGGUCACAAGGAAGGGAUUGUGCAGACGGAACAAAUCAGGUCUUUGUCUGAAGCUAUGUCAGUGGAAAAAAUUGCUGCAAUCAAAGCCAAAAUUAUGGCUAAGAAAAGAUCUACUAUCAAGACUGAUCUGGAUGAUGACAUAACUGCUCUCAAACAGAGGAGUUUUGUGGAUGCUGAAGUAGAUGUGACCCGAGAUAUCGUCAGCAGAGAGAGAGUGUGGAGAACACGAACAACUAUCUUACAGAGCACGGGAAAGAAUUUUUCCAAGAAUAUUUUUGCAAUUCUUCAGUCUGUGAAAGCCAGAGAAGAAGGGCGUGCACCUGAGCAGCGACCAGCCCCAAAUGCAGCACCUGUGGAUCCCACAUUGCGUACCAAGCAACCCAUCCCCGCCGCCUACAACAGAUAUGACCAGGAAAGAUUCAAAGGAAAAGAAGAAACGGAAGGCUUCAAGAUUGACACUAUGGGCACCUACCACGGCAUGACACUGAAGUCUGUAACGGAGGGUGCAUCUGCUCGUAAAACUCAGACUCCUGCAGCACAGCCGGUACCCAGACCAGUUUCUCAAGCAAGACCUCCCCCAAAUCAGAAGAAAGGUUCUCGAACACCUAUUAUUAUAAUUCCUGCAGCAACCACUUCUUUAAUCACCAUGCUUAAUGCAAAAGACCUUCUGCAGGACCUGAAAUUUGUUCCAUCCGACGAAAAGAAGAAACAAGGGUGUCAGCGAGAAAAUGAAACUCUCAUACAGAGGAGAAAAGACCAGAUGCAGCCAGGGGGCACAGCGAUUAGUGUCACCGUCCCUUACAGAGUUGUGGACCAGCCCCUUAAGCUUAUGCCUCAAGACUGGGACCGUGUUGUCGCAGUUUUUGUGCAAGGCCCUGCAUGGCAGUUCAAAGGGUGGCCUUGGCUUUUGCCUGAUGGAUCACCAGUUGAUAUAUUUGCUAAAAUUAAAGCCUUUCAUCUGAAGUAUGAUGAAGUUCGUCUAGAUCCAAAUGUUCAGAAAUGGGACGUAACAGUAUUAGAACUCAGCUAUCACAAACGUCAUUUGGAUAGACCAGUUUUCUUACGGUUCUGGGAAACACUGGACAGGUACAUGGUAAAACAUAAAUCCCACUUGAGAUUCUGAGUUAUUUGGUUCCCCCAUUUCUGGAAAUCUGGAUUAAGAAGCAUGGAUGUACUUUGAUCUAAAGACUGAGACUUAAGCUUUAUGAAUUUAUCAAGAACUUGCAAGUGAAGAAGGUCACAGACUGAUCUUUUAUAAGACCUUAUUUGAUGCUUUGUGCUUCAAGGGGAUGAUGCCUGUCAUCCGUAUAAGCAAACUUUUUGGCUUACAACUAUUUUUUUAAUACUAGCCUUCUAGUCUGUAAUGGAAAUUGUAUAUUUUGAUAGAAGUUUUUCCCCCAUUGGUUAAAUUAGCAUUGCUUAAAAUUUGUUUCUUUAGAAAAUAAAUACAGGUUAUUAAUGUGUGUAUAUUUAGAGGAUAUAAGGCUCUCUAAGCCAUCUUCUGAUUUUUCAUUGCUCUUAAUUCCUUUUACUGAAAAUAUUGUGUUAUGAAUGGUAUUAAAUUUUAGUCUCUGAAACAUCCAAAACCAAGCAAAGGGAUGUGAGUAUUCUGAAUGAAUCAAAUUGUCAACCUAUAUAUAAACUAUAUCUACACUUACUCUUUAUUUGAAAAGGAAUAAUGAAAAAUCAAGAACAAUUCUUCAGCUUUGGUUGAACUGUUCAGCCUUUUCAAGACUUCUUUACUUAUAAAUGAAUACAUUUAAUGAAUGUACAAUUCUUCUCAUUGACUUUGUUGGUUUUAAAACUUAGUAUGACAUAUUUCUAUCUAUGUUAUCCAUUUGAAAAAUCCCAAACACAGAUUAAGAACAUAGCAGGCCGUAGUACUUUUUAUAUGGGGAGCCAGAGUGUGAUUUGGGGGAAGGACUAUGUAUCAACUGUACUUCAGUGUAACUGUAGCUUCCUUAUCUGUUCUUCUCACUCUACCUUUGAUUCUUACUUUAUAUGGUAGAGGACUUUUGAGUCUUCUGUUUCCAGGCUUGUUGAUCUUGAAGUUCUUAUCUUCCAUUAUCCCUAAAUAUUGAUAAACUUCCAGGCACCAAAGAACACAGUUGCUUAAUUAAGUGUCUGAACAGAAACAAGAUAAAAACACUGGUAUUUUUAUGUGUAUAUUCAAUAUGGUAUAAAAUAUAAAAACUAUAUUUUAACUUGGUAAAAUAUUUUACUAUUUCUGUACUCUAGACAGAGUGUUACAUCCAACGUACAUCGAAUGAACAUUUUCCUGAGUCUUGAUGACACUUUUUACUACUUAAAAGAACUGGGAACUUUACUUCCUCCCCAACUUUGUUUUUGCCAUUCAGAUUGUUGCUGGUCUGCUGGUCAUUCAGUCUUGUGUCUUUUUUUUUUUUCCUUUUCCAUUUUCCCACUAGUGAUUCGUAGAUUAACGUAUGUAUUCUUGCUAAACAUUUAGCUCUUUUUCCUGUGGUAAGCUGACAUUACCUAGCCUCUUUUUGAAAUUUAAAGCUGUCAUAAAAAUGAGAAGCAAUUAUUAUUUAUUUUUUAAGUACCCACAAAAGUUCCUACCAAUAGUUAUUAUAAAAGAUAUUUAUUUAGAUGAAAUUCACAAGGCUUUUCAGAAAAUGAGCAGUCAGCAUUUUAAAUGAAUAGAUUUGAGUAUGUCUGUAAGCUUUGAACAGCUUUGCUCACAUUUUGUUUCCUUCUCUUCUGCAUCCCUCUUCUUGAAGACAAAAGAAAACUCAAAUUGGUUCACAUAAGGCUUCUCAGCAUAUAAAUCUGUUUUCAAAGUAAAUUAUGUAUUGUGUAAGCUUUUGCCAUGGUGAAAUACUCAAGGACUAGAAUCUAAUAUUUUACUGUUAGAGUGUUUAUUAGGACUAGAAGUGGACAAGAACUACCUUUCCGUAAAGAUUUUUGGUAUUUAUAUAUGAAAUUUACUUAAUAUAGUCUGGUUAAAAUUGGGGACAUUUUACGUUGAAUAGGAUUUAUUUUUCUAUUUUGAAUUGGCCUUGUGUAUAUUCAGAGGCUUCUGGAAAUACUGUAUGGAACAUUUGGGAAAAUAUACAAAUAUAUGCCAUAACAUGUAUUUUUAAAUAAGACCCUUAGUAUGUACUUGGAUUUUAAAUUUUUGUCUGUUUUUGUUUUGUUUUACAUUCAUUCCUUAUUUAGGUCCAUGUAUUUAAUUUUAUAACCAUUAAUUCUAAAAACUAACCCCCCCCAUUCAGUAACUGAAUGAAGAGUUCACUUACUCUUCAUUCUCCCGUGACUCAGUCCUACAGCAGCACCUACACAGUGCCUUGCACAUAGUAGGCAUUCAGUGACUGUAUAUGCAUAGCACAUGAUGUAUUUUCAGUGUAGCAGGUUUAUUACAAAAGUGGUUUGACUAUACUUGGUCUUGGAGUUUGAGAAUACAGAUUUACAGGGAGUGCAGAGCUGUAAGUAAAUAAUGGAAAUGAAGUGCACACUAGUAACUCGACUUGUCUCUGGGUUUCCAUUGACUGGAGGCGCCUUUGUCUGCUCUACCUUGUGAAGAAAGCUCUAUUUUCUUAUUCAUAGGACAUCUCUCUAGAUCAGGUAGCAGUAAGAAGCAUGUAGGUUUCAAUUGGUAGCUCUCAAACUUGACUACACAUUAGAAUCAUUUGGGAAGUUUUAUAAAGUACCCAUGCCUGAGUCCUUAUUCUUUUUUAGAUUGAUUUUUUGCUAUAGGGCCCAUGUGCUCCCUAGAGAAAAAGAGACAGACAGAGAGACAGAAAAUAAGAACUCACUCAAAAGGGGAUAGCCACGCCACAGUCUCUUCUCCUCCAUUCUCUCUGGAUCGUGAGCACGCAUGCAAACCCACCUGAUGUCAGUUUCAAGCCACCAGAUCUGGGACUCAAACUGCAGUAGACCAUGUGGGAGUCCAGUAACGUAACCAUUAAACCAUCUGCUGGUCCCCUGAGACCUUUUUCUGACUGGGAUCUAAUUUGUCUGGGAUGAGACCUGGUCAUCAGUAUUUUAGCAUAGUUUUCCAGGUAAUUUUAAUGUGCAGAAAGGAUUGAGAACACUGGUUUAAUGUGUUAUUGAAAACAAUAGCAGUAUUAAAUGUUCUCCUCUUCCACCUCCUCUUUUGUGAUUUUCCAUUUGUGUGUGUGGCCACCCUUUGCACUAGACCAUCCCAUUAUUGGUGAUAUUGGCCUAAAUUCCCAUAGGAAGACUUCAAAUCUUUAAGUAUUUAUUUAAUAUAGAAGGAAUAUUUUGCUGUUUAAUAUUUAAACAAUAUUUAAUAUAUUUCAUUAUUAACUAGUAUUAUAGUUUAUGGUUGUUCCCCCCGUGUCUGUAUUCUUUACUAACUUUUUAAUUUUAGCAGCAGCACAAGAACAAUUCAUACAGAAAUAACUAACUCAGUGAGGAAAAUCUUGAUUAAUUUUUAAGUUAGGAAGAAGUAUUUCUUAUCUACCAUGCAGAGUGAGACAGAUAAUUUGCUUAUGAAAGGAAUGAGGGAUACUUUUAAAUUAGUCU
Molecule: messenger RNA, 5011 nt
Organism: Tupaia belangeri chinensis (Chinese tree shrew)
Lineage: Eukaryota; Metazoa; Chordata; Mammalia; Scandentia; Tupaiidae
Gene: CDC73
Product: cell division cycle 73
Exons: 17
Coding region: 30-1625 (531 amino acids)
Biological process (GO): positive regulation of transcription elongation by RNA polymerase II; transcription elongation by RNA polymerase II
Cellular component (GO): Cdc73/Paf1 complex
Molecular function (GO): RNA polymerase II complex binding
Source: RefSeq, a predicted model, not a curated record